AUGUUGCGAGUACGCCAAUGCUGCCUAUUCCCUCGUUUGUCUCCGAUUGCUAUAAAGCCCCGCCCCGCCCCGAUAGUCCCCUCUCCUGAUCGCAAGUUUCAUAGUGGGGUGUCCUCCAAGGCUGCUCUGGGAACAAUCAGCACUCAUUAUACUCCUGUCACUUUCCGCACAUGCUAUCAUAAAUCCUCGAAUCCACCCCAGUUCUCUGUCCGCAACAACCAGUCCGUUGAGCCCGACAUGGAGUCAACAAAUGCAUCGGCGUUCGACGCCUCAAGUAUGGACAGUCGCGUUUGUCAUGAUGGUUCCAAUUCUUCCGUGGUAGGGGAUGAUAAGCCUGCCUGGAGACCGUAUAAAGACCGCUGGGCUCGUCAGAAAAUGAGGAACACCAAGCGCAACGGCACAGAGGAUUCCGGCACGACGGCUCCGGGAAAUGCUCCCCCAUCUGCUCGCCCGCGGCAAAAGCUACCACGACGGAGCAAACAGGUAGCCGAAAAGAACAUUCGGGAAGAGAUGCAAUCACAAGCAUCACAGUCUGCCAAUACAGCGUCCUAUGCACCAGGUCAUCCAUCCCAGAACAGCUUUGGGACAUUUGACAACUUCAAUCUGGCACCUAUGUUUCUCCCGUUCCAGAACGGCAUGGCUGCGCCAAACGAAACUUUUCCAGGGUUUCAGCAGCCUUUCUGGCAGCUCCCAUUGGAGCAACAGCAACAGCUUCUUCAAGCUCCUUUGGGUGAGCCCACUAAUCCUUCUUUCGGUUUCCCUCCGUUGAAUGACAUGAGUGCGUUCCCUGGUGGAUUGCCUCCCAUGUUCCCGCCUGCAUUCAUGAACUUUGCGCCAACGAAUCCAUUGAUGACAAUGCCGCCAUUCGGGCCCAUGACCUUCCAAGCAGCUGGCUCUGCUGGAGUCAAUACCCGCAACAUGUCCAGUCAGGUUCCAUCGCCACGCCCGGGGUCUUCAUCCAAGGCACGCGCUAGUCCUCGCCCUCGUUCGAAGAGGUUCGAGUCUCCGACACCACCUAAAAGAGCUCUUCCAACACUAGCCUACCUUGAGCAGUCAUCAAAACCAGCCAAACGGAACUCCUGGAAACAGCCUCUACUAGUCAUCUUGGACUUGAACGGCACGCUCGUCCAUCGGCCUGACCGGUACAUGCCGCCUCGAUUCAAGCGAAGAGCGGGACUAGACAUCUUUAUACAGACAUUGAUGCAGAAAUACAAAGUCAUGAUAUGGUCGAGUGCCCGUCCCCCCACCGUCGACGGCAUCUGCCGCCAGCUCUUCAUCAAUGACAGCCGGACGCAAAUCGUCGCCGAAUGGCACCGCGAACACUUCAACCUCACACCACAGCAAUACGAUGCCAAAAUUCAGGUCUACAAGACCCUCAGUACCGUCUGGGCUGACGAAAAGGUCCAAGCCUCAUACCCCAGCCCCGAAAGCCUGGGCUCAUCCGUACCUGGAACCUUCCAAAAGACCCGCUGGGACCAAACCAACACCAUCUUAAUCGACGACACCCGCCUCAAAGCAAGCAGCGAACCAAGCAAUCUCCUCGAAAUCCCCACCUUCGACGGACACUCCGGCGCAGAAGACGCGGCCACAUUAACAAAGGUUCUGCAAAUGCUCGAGGAGCUAUCCUUACACGACGACGUCAGCCAAGUCCUCCACAAAUGGUACAACUCGAUCCCCAAAACUGGCAACCUGUGUCUCGACAUCAAGCUCCAAGACGACGCCGAAGCCCAACAACAACAACAACAACCCGAAACCACCCAACAACAACCCCAACCCAAACCCAACGACGUUCCCCUCACCCCAGCUGAAAUCGCCGAGGCACGCAAACAACGCCGCAAAGCCCGCAAGCGCGAAAAGACCGCCGAGAAAGCCAGGGCCCGCCAGAUUCAGAAGCAAGAAGAUCGUCUUGCCGCUAAAGCGAAAAAGCAGCAACAACCUCCUCCUACAUCUAUCCCAGUGGCCGCCGCCGUCUCUUCUACUGUCGAUGAAACAAAUACCGGCACACCACGUACAGACCCUUCCUCAUAUCCUCCUCCCUCCCCAUCAUCGCCUUCUUCUGACUCGACACCGGGUGGCACUGCCAUACCAUCCGGACUUGAUCUAAAUGAAAACGUCAGUAAUACUUUAGGUGACGGUGAUGCAAGUGAUCGUUCGCCAUCACCUGCCGUUUCGACCCAGUCUGAGAAUUAUCUUUUGGAUCGGUUGGAGGAGUCAUUGAAAACCGGUUGA
Molecule: messenger RNA, 2229 nt
Organism: Aspergillus tubingensis
Lineage: Eukaryota; Fungi; Ascomycota; Eurotiomycetes; Eurotiales; Aspergillaceae
Product: NIF domain protein
Exons: 2
Coding region: 1-2229 (742 amino acids)
Molecular function (GO): phosphoprotein phosphatase activity
Source: RefSeq, a predicted model, not a curated record